UUUCAAAGCUGUUCCGUCUGAUCUUGGCUCGUUCCUCCGCUUCACAUGUCAAUGCUUUUUCUUCGGCAAUGCCCAGCGUCCAGCGUCAAUCAGGAUCUCCCCUGGCCGCGCACUCGCAUUAAUGGAGCUAGACGUCUACAUCUGACGUACGACUUACGCGGGGGAAAUUCGAGCGAACGACCCAUUGCUCGAGGAAGCCGGGGGAAAACUCAAUCAUGUCCGGGAAGAGGUUACUUGAAGAGGAGGUAUUUCUUCCGGCUGAUUUUGUUCUUUGACAAUAAUCGGCAGAGUUUUAUUUUUGUUUUUUUAGUGGUGGUGUUACUUUUGUGUCACACGCAAACCCAACAUAGGUCUUGACCGUUUUGGGAUUUUUACGAACCAUCCUGCGACCUGUUAAAAGUACCCCUUUUUCCCACUAAGACCCAGUGCCUAAAAUUUUAAAUGUCAAAGUCAAAGUCAGCCGACGACUCCGACAUGUCACGACCAGGCGACAUCGCGGUCCUGCCGCUGCAGGGCGCCUUUCAGAUCUACCAGACGCUAGCCGACAGGUUCCUCUCUCCCAGCCCGCCCAAAGACAUUCCCAAAGAUGCACCCACCAUCGCCAUCAUCGGCGCCGGCAUCACGGGCGUGACGGCCGCUGCGCACUGCGUCGGCCACGGCUUCAACGUCGUCAUCUUCGAGGCCGGCUCGCGUCGGAACCUGGGCGGCAUCUGGACCGCCGUCAACGACUCGUCCAGCCUGCAGAUCCACUCGGCCAUGUACCGCUUCCACCCUUCGAUCCGUUGGAGUCGAAGCUACCCGGACCGCAAGGAGAUCCUGGACCAGGUCGAGAAGCUGUGGUGGAGGUAUGGCCUGGACAAGGUUACCAAGUUCAAGGUCAGGGUCAAGCGCGUGUACCAGGACGAUGAUGGCCGAUGGAUCGUCAACCAUCCGGAGCAUGGAAAGUUUGAAGGUCUCAUCACCGCCGUGGGCACAUGUGGAAAGCCCAAGAUUCCCAUAUUCCCAGAUAGGGAAAAGUUCAAGGGACCAGUAUAUCACUCGAGCCAACUGAAUGGCAAAGACGCGGCAGGCAAGCGAAUCGCCAUCAUAGGCGGUGGAGCCAGCGCGGUUGAAGUGCUCGAGUGGGCCUUCAAGGGCGGCGCCGCCCAUGCUUCGAUCCUCUCCCGCAGCGAGAAGUGGAUCAUCCCGCGCAACAUUGUCAUCAACACCCUACUUUCCUGGAACGUGCUUGGCCAGGACGCCUUUAUCGGCUGGCUCCCCGAGAUACUCCUCCGAAGAUUCUUCUACCGGGACCUCGAUAGCAUCGCCCCUUCCAACAAGGGCAUCUUUACCGAUACCCCUAUGGUCAACUCGGACGUCUUGGACCACAUCCGUUCUGGCAAGGCCGACUGGGUCAGGUGUGACGUCGAGUCCCUGACUGACUCCGGCGUUUUGGUGAAUGAGCGGGCGCCGGGCGUUCCCAAGGGAGGCCUGGGAAGGCCGAGAGUUGUCGAUGCAGACAUUAUCGUCAUGGCCACCGGGUUCAAGCGGCCAUCGCUGGCUUUCCUACCCGACGACUGCUUCAAUGACCCUUAUGGUCCACCAAACUGGUAUCUCCAGACGUUUCCGCCGACGCACCCGUCCAUCUCGGCAAUCAACUGCACCUACAUCUCAGCCAUCGGCACCGUAGGAAACUGGCACAUUGGAAUUUACACGCGCAUCCUGCUCAUGUUCCUGACGGACCCGCUCACGCGGCCGGCCCCCUGGUGGAUGCGGCGGUGGAUCGACAUGACCAAGCUCCUCAAGGCCACCAGCCCCGUCGGCGCCUUUGACUUUUUCACCUACCUCGAGCUGCUCUGGUGGUUCCUCUUCUGCAUCUGCUUCAACCCUUUCCGCUGGAAGUGGGCCCUGUUCGUCUUCCUCGGCCUCGGCCUGGGCCUGCCCAAGGAGACGACCGAGCUGGAGACGAGGCUGCUGCAGCGCGCGGGCUGGGACAGGCGCGAGGUGGGCAGAGACGUGGGCAAGAGCAUUUAGCGCUGGGUGAGCGCGUGGCCUCCGCGCGCUUAGCCUUUUUUCUUCUUCUUCUUGGUGUCUGUGUAGUACGUACCUGUUUUGUAUGGGGAUUUGUGGUUUAGUCAAGUGCGUGUGUAACACUGUGUUGCGGGUCUGGUAUGCGAUCGUCUUUGUGACGUGGAGAAAUUUCCCAGCACGUGUCAGAAAUUAAACGAAGAAGAAAAAACCCCGACCUGGCCAGAGCUCCUUCCCCUCUCUGCUCUUCAUUCCCAGGAGGUCCUGUCGAUCCGAUCUUGCGGCGUGGAGACCUUGAGCUAUCAAUAGUAUCCGUGCCAAAAUCUGUGCUUUGCAGAAAUGGUCCGUUGGUUCGUUUUCUCCCGGAUCCGAACGUCAAUCGAAGCUUAUUUUCUCGCUUCAAACCCCUGUCCCGCCCUGUUAAAGAUCGAUCGCAUUGGCUUUCAUCUGCUAUGCGCUGAUUCCCGCUGGUCGUCGAUGCUGUUAGCCUAUCUAGGAAGACCAACCAUUCUAGUCCACGAGUUCGUACUUCGCGGACGCUACGUAUUUUGUACACAUGUCCAGUCUUGUCACAAGGAAUCACGUUUCGAUGCGCAAAAGUGCCCACCCUAGGUGAAGGAAGGUACUAUUCUCCUAGCUCAUAACCAAGAUGAGACGUUUGUCGAUGACGUCACCCUUACUUCGAUAGCCUCCAGACUGCCACCCGCGGCCCGAAACGAGGUAGCUACAACACAGCUAGUCAAAA
Pyricularia oryzae 70-15 is the source of this 2752-nucleotide messenger RNA. RefSeq lists its product as uncharacterized. The transcript has 3 exons. The record is from RefSeq and is a predicted model, not a curated record. Bases 442 to 2013 code for a protein of 523 amino acids. NCBI's taxonomy places the organism in Eukaryota, Fungi, Ascomycota, Sordariomycetes, Magnaporthales, Pyriculariaceae. Gene Ontology annotation, molecular function: flavin adenine dinucleotide binding; N,N-dimethylaniline monooxygenase activity; NADP binding.